AUGCUGAUAUGCGGCGGGUCACAUAACUCCUUCACUUAUGCUUUAAAGAGCAAGUGGCAUGUGGCGGUGGACCAGGGCAGGUGGAUUCGCAGAAUCGACUGUCCUUGGGUCCGAAAAACCAUUUGUCGUUGGGCUACUUGUCAGAAUAUAGACGUAAUGCGGCAGCUAAUGAUUGGCGUGCGUUUCUUCGAUGUUCGUGUCGCCAUACACCACCCUACUUCAAACAGUACUAUCAGCGAUGAUUUCUACGCCGUACAUGGUUUGUACGGGGAAAGGAUGAUUGAUGCGUUUCGUCAAAUCGUAUCCUUCCUCAAGGCGCACCCCGACGAGUUGGUGAUAUUGGACAUAAACCACUUCUAUAACUUUUCCAUCUCUGACCAUGCAAGAUUAUUGCACGUGAUUGCUUCGUCAUUUGACUCAAUGCUUUGCCCGUCGGGUAAUAAUUUGCAUCUUGAUGACGUCACGCUGGACAUGCUUCGUCAGAGUCAUAGGCAGGCAAUCGUGUUUUACCAGGCUGAGCAACGGACAGCGCUGGACACGCUAAACGUCACCUGGCCAAGACGGUUCAUCGUCAGCCCAUGGGCGAAUACAAACAGCUUGACGAAACUGUUCGCGUUCUUAGAACGAACGCUCGCGGUUCGUGACCAAUUGCUUCCAGAAGGUGGUGUUUUCGUGGUGCAGUCGAUUUUGACACCUCACGCUGUGGACGUCGUUUUGCACCUGCGCAGUAGUCUGCAGCAAAGGAUUGCCCUGAACACUACCGAACAGACGGUGAAGUGGCUGCGCGCUGGACAGAGGGAAUCAGUGUGGCCAUUCACUGCCGCUGUGGUUUUAGUCGACUUCGUCAAUUUUCCUGAUUUUUGCCGAACCGUGGUCAAUAUGAACCUCUUGUAG
This is a messenger RNA of Soboliphyme baturini, 894 nucleotides long. The record is from the annotation of a GenBank genome assembly. NCBI's taxonomy places the organism in Eukaryota, Metazoa, Nematoda, Enoplea, Dioctophymatida, Soboliphymatidae.